Messenger RNA from Didymella exigua CBS 183.55, 345 nucleotides. RefSeq lists its product as uncharacterized. The record is from RefSeq and is a predicted model, not a curated record. Lineage: Eukaryota; Fungi; Ascomycota; Dothideomycetes; Pleosporales; Didymellaceae. The transcript is spliced from 2 exons. Bases 1 to 345 code for a protein of 114 amino acids.
AUGGCGAAGCUGAUCAGAGUCCUUGGUUCAGCUAGCCGCUGUUUGGAUGUUGAGGCUGAGCGCUACGGCUGUCCACUUUUCGCCGCAGCUGCUACAAGCAGCGAACAGGCUCUUGAAGUGUGUUUAGAAUCAAUUAGUGUGCGAAAAGAUGAGAGUAGCCCUGUUGCAGCAGUGCAGCAGAGCUUGGGCACGACGGGGUUCUUACGAUUUUACUCAAAUCUAGGAGGUUUGCGAUUGAUUCAAAAGAUUCAAAAGAUUCAAAAGAUAGGACUUUACUGUGGUGGGCUUGCAGGAAUGGCUGUGAGAUGUCCGCAAGGUUGUUACUUGCUGCAGACUCCACCAUGA